Messenger RNA from Metarhizium album ARSEF 1941, 4350 nucleotides. Its product is annotated as ABC transporter. The record is from RefSeq and is a predicted model, not a curated record. NCBI's taxonomy places the organism in Eukaryota, Fungi, Ascomycota, Sordariomycetes, Hypocreales, Clavicipitaceae. Gene Ontology annotation, cellular component: membrane. Gene Ontology annotation, biological process: transmembrane transport. The transcript is spliced from 14 exons. Gene Ontology annotation, molecular function: ATP binding; ATP hydrolysis activity; ABC-type transporter activity. Bases 1 to 4350 code for a protein of 1449 amino acids.
AUGAAUUGCUCCGCCCUUGUCAAUGACCGCUUUGGCCCAGCCGUUGGUGACGACUGUCCUGGCCGGUUCGACUUCACCCUGUUGUUUGAGGAAUUGAUAUUAUCGACAGUUCCUUUGGGCAUAGCAUGUUCCUGGGCGGCGAUCCGUCUGCAUCGGCUGUGGGACGAGGCUGCCAAAGUCGACAAGUCAGCAGUGUUGCUAUUCAAGUUGGCGCUCUAUGUUCUGAUCACGUCGUUGCAAGUCGUGCUCUUGGUGCUGUGGCAAACCGGCCGUGUGGACAGGAGCCGAUUUACUCUUCCAUGUCUGAUCCUCGCGCUGCCCGGCCAUGUCCUACUGUCGGUUCUAUCAUGCCUGGAGCACGUGCGAUCAGUUCGCCCGUCGACUUUGUUAUGUUUGUACCUUGGCGUGACCUGUCUCCUGGACAUGGCUCGCGUUCGCACCGCGUUUCUGUUCCUGAACAGCCCGGCCGUGUCUUGGGUUCUGCUUUUCUGCUUGGUUGUAACACUGUCCCUGCUUCUCCUCGAGGUGACCGAGAAGCGGCACUUGUUGAAACCAGCGUGGAAAAGCGCCGGCCCUGAAGAGGUGGCGGGAAUCGUCAACCGCGCCUUUUUCAUAUGGCUCAACGGCAUUUUCAUCAAGGGGUUUCGCACGCUGCUCACCGUUGACAUGCUAUCGCCGCUUGACUCUGAGAUGCUGGAAGCUUCAAGCCCCACGAAGCUUGUAUCAUCUUGGAAAAGAGCAAAUCAGGAAAAGGAGCAUUCUCUGUUCCUCACCUUCCUAUGGCACUACAGGUGGGCUCUUCUGUCGGGGACCUUGCCGAGACUGGCCUACACCGGCUUCAGCUACUCGCAGCCGUUUCUUGUUGAAAGAGUACUGGAUUUCGUGAGCGAAGACCGGGAGCCCGACAGCAACAAGAUCGCGUACGGACUUAUUGGAGCAUAUGCGAUUGUCUACGUGGGCUUAUCUCUGGCAUUUGCGGUCUACCAGCACAAGACAUACCGACUGUUGACGUUGUACCGCGGCAGUCUUACGGCCAUGAUAUUCAGCAAGACGCUCAAGAUGAGCGCAUCGUCCACCUCGGAGGCGGAAGCUAUCACGCUCAUGAGCGCAGACAUUGACCGCAUCGGGUCGAGCAUGUCCCUCAUACACGAACUCUACGCCAGUGUCAUCGAGCUCGCGCUUGCCCUGUGGCUCCUGUACAGGUUGCUGGGAAUGGCGAUCCUCGCCCCCAUCGUCUGGGUCAUUCUCUGCCUCGUAGCCGCCAUGCCCCUUGCCAGGGCGGCGGCCAAUGCCCAGAUCCCGUGGCUCGAGGCCAUUGAGACGAGGCUGACGGGAACUGCCAAGGCGCUUGGCAACAUGAAGGCCAUCAAGAUGACGGGGCUCACGGACAUUAUAUGCUCACGCAUUGCUGGUCUUAGAAACGACGAGAUCAGGGCGUCUCUGCGUCACCGAGUCUUGAACAUUCUGGUUUUCAUUUCUUACUUUGCCUCGACCGCAUUGGCACCGGUAUGGGCCUUUACGGCGUUCAUACUCAUCGCAAAAGCCCGUGGCUCUGAAACACUGACCGAGGGCGUCGCCUUUGCCGUUCUCAGCAUCUUUGAGCUCCUCAACCAGCCAAUAAUAUACAUGGUGGACGGGGUCGAGCACAUCCAGACCGUCAUCAACUCGUUUCGGCGCAUCCAGAAUUACUUGACUUCCCCAGAGCGGCAGGACCAGAGACAUCUCCCAGCGCCAGCCAUGUCGUCCGAGUCCAGCGUCUCGGGCAAAGAUGGCAUCCAUGGCAAGGGGUUGCAGGAUGAGAAGGUCUUCAGUCCGCAAGCCCAGUGCCCUGGUGUAAUGUUGUCCCUGGAUGAGGUGUCGGCAGGAUAUAACCUAGAAGAAAAGAUGAUCCUCAAGGACCUGAGCUUCAAAGUCGGGCACGGCCAGGUCACCAUCAUCGCAGGGCCAGUAGGGUGCGGCAAGUCCACGUUGCUGCGAGCGAUUCUCGGAGAAGUCCCUUUCAGGGGUUCAAUUGCGGCUGGAUUUCGAACGGCCGCGUAUUGCCCCCAAACCCCGUGGUCAACUUGGGGCACGGUCAGGAACAACAUUGUCGGGGUGUCGCCUUGGGACAGAGCCUGGUACGACACGGUUGUAGAUGCGUGCGCCCUCAACGCAGACUUUAGAGAGUUGUCCAACGGAGACCAGACGAUGACCGGGACUCGCGGCUCACAGCUGAGUGGAGGGCAGCAAAUGAGAGUGUCUUUCGCCCGGGCUCUGUAUUCGCGGAACCCAGUCAUGGUCCUGGACGACGUCUUGACGGGCCUCGACAGAACCACUGAGAGGCACAUCAUAGACAGGGUCUUCUCCAAGGACGGAAUGCUGAAGCAACUGAGAGCGACGGUCAUCAUGGCUUCCAACUCGGCGCACCACCUGAGUCUUGGGGAUCAAGUGAUAGUCCUUGAUGAAGGCGGCAAGAUGGUCAGCCAGGGGGCUGCGAAGGCUGUUUCUUUGCCGACGUCACCAAUCCAGCCAGAGGGCGUUGCGCAAUCACAGCCGGCACCCAAGGAGACGGACGACGACGAAGCCGAGAUAUGGCAAGAGAUUGACAUGCUGAUUCAUCCCUCGACAGAGGAGAACCGGCAUGCUGGCGACAUGAGGAUCUAUGGAUAUUAUGCAAAAAUCGCAGGGCGGUGGACUAUAGGCGUAUACCUGUUUGCUUGCUGUAUAUUCGUAUUCGGCAUGACGUUUCCGUCCGUUUGGAUGCAGUGGUGGACAAACGCCAACGCAGAAAACCCGAAUGAGAGAACGGGCUAUUGGCUGGGAGUAUACGGAGCGCUCGCGGCCUUGACAAUCCUGGGCUGUGCUCUCGCAGACUGCACGUUCAACUUGGUCGUGCUGCCAAAGACGUCUCGAAAGUUCCAUCAGCUGCUCCUGGACACCACGAUGCGCGCACACAUAUCGUUCCUCACUUCGACGGAUGCCGGCACAACGCUCAACAGGUUCAGUCAAGAUCUGGAGCUGAUAGACAACGACUUGCCGCAAGCCAUGGACCAGACAAUCUUCCAGUUCCUGUCUGCCAUCGUCUCCGCAGUCCUCGUCUUCAUCGGAUCGAGCUACAUCGGCGCAGCUAUCCCCUUGUGCAUCGCCGCUCUUGUCUUCGUGCAGUUUUACUACCUGCGCACUUCGAGGCAGCUCCGGCUCUUGGACAUUGAGACCAAAGCGCCGCUGUUCUCGCAGUUCCUGGAAACCGUCAACGGCGUCUCCUGCAUCAGGGCAUACGGCUGGUCGGACGCGUACAUGGAGAGGAGCUGCUUGGCGUUGAACGUUUCCCAAAAGCCGUACUACCUACUCUGGUGCAUCCAGCGAUGGUUGACGCUGGUCCUGGACCUCUUCAACGCAGGCCUUGCGCUCCUCCUGGUCGGUAUCGCGACCAACAUACGCGGGAGUGCGACGAGUUUCCUCGGCGUGGCGCUCUUCAACAUUGUGACCUUUAGCAGCACUCUCCAGACUCUCGUCACGGAGUGGACUCAGGUAGAGACUGCUCUGGGCGCCAUCAAUCGCAUCCGGUCGUUCGUCUUGAACGUCAAGGACGAGAAUCUCCCCGGGGAGAAGGGCGAGGUGCCCCAGAGCUGGCCGGCGACGGGACACGUCGUAUUCGACAACGUCUCGGCCUCGUACAAGUCUGCGGCCGAGCCGGUACUCAACCAGGUUUCUUUCCAAGUCGAAUCCGGCGAGAAAGUCGCGAUUUGCGGAAGAACGGGAAGCGGAAAGUCGUCGCUCAUAGCGACUCUGCUCCGACUUCUGGAAGUGGACGGCGGCAAGAUAUGCGUCGACGGCAUAGACGUCAGCACCAUUCCGCGGCAGGAAGUACGUCGCAGGUUGAACACGGUGCCGCAGGACUCGUUCCUCCUCGCGGGCAAGCUGCGGGAAGACCUGGACCCCUUCCGGUCCGCCACAGACGAGGAGCUCGUCGACGUCCUCGGCGCAGUGGGCUUGUGGGACAUUUUCGAGCCGGUUGGCGGGUUGGAGAGCGACAUUGGGGAAGACAUGCUGUCGCAUGGCCAGCGUCAGUUGUACUGCCUCGCUCGCGCCGUCGUCAGACAGAGCCCCAUACUCGUGCUCGAUGAAGCGACGAGCAAUGUUGAUGCCGACACCGACAAGGCCAUGCAGGAGCUGUUGCGGAGCAGGUUCAAGGACCAGACCGUCAUAUCUGUGGUGCACAAGUUGCAGAGCGUGCUUGACUUUGACCGCGUCAUCUUGUUGGAGAACGGGCGGCUGGUGGAGAGCGGGAAGCCAAGAGAGUUGCUUUCAACGCCGGCGUCAGCUUUCCUGGCCUUGUAUCAAAGCUUGGAACCUGGCCACGGGGCUUAG